UAUAAAACGCAUUAAUUUUAAUGAAUUAAUUACCGUACCUUCGCAAUUAAUUACAGAUAACAAUAUUUAGCAAUUUUCCUUAUUUGUCAUAAUCUAUUUGAAAUGAUAUUAGGUUAUUUUUAUAUGAAGCUUAGGUUUUAGUUAUGAUUACCACCUAGCUGUUCAAGUCGAUUGAUGAUCUUUGAGCUUGGCAGCUUGUUGCAGUGUGGUGAUUACUAUCGGGUUAAGCGGUUGUGUGGCAGGUUAUCGUAAAUAUUGGACUUUGUGCGAGAUACUCAAAAUGGUCGAAGCCAGUAAAUUUUGGUUUGAGAAAGCCUGCAGUGAUUUUGAUUGUCCCAUUCUCAUUCACCCUUGGACACAUAAAUGCACCGAUGCGACCACUUCUAUGGUAGCAAGCUGCAUAAGAGGCAGCUACAAAUUUUAUGCCAUGGUCUACAUAAUACAAAUUCUAAUGAAAGGAAAGAAGUUAAGUAAACAAGAAGUAAUAGAGCAGUUCAAAUUAUACUUAAAGUCAGGUAUAUUUGGCCUCACAGUGGGCAGCUCUUUUGUCACACUUAAUUGUAUAUUCAGGGCUUUAUUUUUUAGUAAAUUUACUUACUACACAACAGUUCUUUUGCCAUGUACUGUGAGUGGGCUUGCCGUGUAUUUUGAACCACCUCAUAGAAGAAUUCUUGUUUUGAAUCUCUUUGCUAAUUUGGUGUUUGAGUACUGGGUAAGGACAUUAGAAAUGAAAGGAUGGCUGCGACGAUCACCAGGCAAAGAGACACUUAUUUUUAUGUUGGGUAGUGCUGCACUCUUUUAUUUCAUGAGAUUAGAAAGAGAGAACAGUAAACGAACACCUCUAUUCUGGUUUUUCACACCACCUCGUGUGUCGAAGGAGGAAGGAAAACCAGUCUGUGGUAUUGACGGUAGGAGUCCGGCCUGUCCCCACAAAGGACCCUGCCUGCAGUAUAUUCUUAAGGGUGCUGUCCAACUCCUGGGUGUGGGCAUACUGAUGUCCACCGUCCGGACGAUCAUCCCGCGUAUCCUUACCCCGGUGAAAGCGAUGAAGGCGCUGAAGUUCUCCCAUCUCAAGCUAGGGAUGUUCUUUGGGGGAUACAUCGGGAUUUAUAGGCUAAUAGUGUGCCUACUGUGCCGAGCGCGGGGCAAGGACAGCGCGCUGUACGCACUCCCGGCGGGCUUCCUCGCCGGCGCGGCGUUCCGUGCGUCGCCGUCAACGCCCAUAUCGUUAGCGCCGCUCACUUCUACUUUACAGAUCCUGCUCUCUUGGGUGCACCAGCGCGGCAGCAUCCCUCCAUCUUGGCCUCUAGUGGAGCUGGGCUACUGUCUCUGUCAAGGGCUGCUGUUCCACGCCCGCGUCAUGCACGAGGACGUCUGCCCGCGGUACAUCAUCAACCUCAUGACCACUGUCACCAGCGGCAAAGCUGAUCUCAUCCAAGGUGCUUUCAUAGAGAAGAUGUUGCAAUACGGUAUCGUGUAAGUCUAGUAGAAACUGUUACUUUAUAAGUAUUUAUUAGAGCUUUGUAAAUAUGUAUACAAUAAUAUGUUGUCACGACAUAACUCCAAAAUAUGGGAACUGGCUUCGCUUUUAAGGUAGAAAUAAGUAGUCGAAGUAGUUAGAAUAAUAUUUGAAGAGUGCGAGUUUCUGUUACUAAUCGCUUUAAAGUUAUUUACAAUUUGUGUGGCAUCGAAUUAUUUACCAUUGUUUGUCACUAGAGGCGCUAUUUUGAUGCCAUACUUUAAAUUCACUUCUUAACGGCAUUUAGGGCCUGUUUCACCACUUUCUGAUAAAGUGCCUAAUA
Molecule: messenger RNA, 1802 nt
Organism: Aricia agestis (brown argus)
Lineage: Eukaryota; Metazoa; Arthropoda; Insecta; Lepidoptera; Lycaenidae
Product: transmembrane protein 135-like
Exons: 9
Coding region: 281-1480 (399 amino acids)
Source: RefSeq, a predicted model, not a curated record